This is a messenger RNA of Neomonachus schauinslandi (Hawaiian monk seal), 1652 nucleotides long. It is a transcript of the gene GABRB1, whose product is annotated as gamma-aminobutyric acid type A receptor subunit beta1. The transcript is spliced from 9 exons. The record is from RefSeq and is a predicted model, not a curated record. Gene Ontology annotation, cellular component: synapse; GABA-A receptor complex; membrane. Bases 225 to 1652 code for a protein of 475 amino acids. NCBI's taxonomy places the organism in Eukaryota, Metazoa, Chordata, Mammalia, Carnivora, Phocidae. Gene Ontology annotation, biological process: signal transduction; chemical synaptic transmission; nervous system process. Gene Ontology annotation, molecular function: GABA-A receptor activity; neurotransmitter receptor activity; extracellular ligand-gated monoatomic ion channel activity.
CCGACUACUCGGAGGACGUGGAACACUACAAACAGGAACUUUAAAGGGAAUGAAAUCUGUUGCCUGUUCCACUAGGAAUAUUGUUUGCAAGGCACAAGGUGUCUUUUGGUAGUGAGCACCCUCUGCGCAUGCGCAGGUCCUUUCGGGAAUUACUGCCCUGCCGCCGACUAAGUUGCAUUCCUUGAAUCUUCGCAGGAAAGACAAUUCUUUAAUCAGAGUUAGUAAUGUGGACAGUACAAAAUCGAGAGAGUUUGGGGCUUCUCUCUUUCCCUGUGAUGAUUGCCAUGGUCUGUUGUGCACACAGCGCCAAUGAGCCCAGCAACAUGUCAUACGUGAAAGAGACAGUGGACAGAUUGCUCAAAGGAUAUGACAUUCGCUUGCGGCCGGACUUUGGAGGGCCCCCUGUGGACGUAGGGAUGCGGAUCGAUGUCGCCAGCAUAGACAUGGUCUCCGAAGUGAACAUGGAUUAUACACUCACCAUGUAUUUCCAGCAGUCUUGGAAAGACAAAAGGCUUUCUUAUUCUGGAAUCCCGCUAAACCUCACGUUAGACAACAGGGUAGCUGACCAACUGUGGGUGCCAGACACCUACUUUCUGAAUGACAAGAAAUCAUUUGUGCAUGGGGUUACGGUGAAAAAUCGAAUGAUCCGACUGCAUCCUGAUGGAACGGUUCUCUACGGACUCCGGAUCACAACCACAGCUGCAUGUAUGAUGGAUCUACGAAGAUAUCCUCUGGAUGAACAGAACUGCACUCUGGAGAUUGAAAGUUAUGGCUAUACCACUGAUGACAUUGAGUUUUACUGGAAUGGAGGAGAGGGAGCAGUAACUGGAGUUAAUAAAAUUGAGCUUCCUCAGUUUUCAAUUGUCGACUACAAGAUGGUGUCCAAGAAAGUGGAGUUCACAACUGGGGCAUAUCCACGACUGUCACUAAGUUUUCGUCUAAAGAGAAACAUUGGUUACUUCAUUUUGCAAACCUACAUGCCUUCCACACUGAUUACAAUUUUGUCCUGGGUGUCUUUUUGGAUCAACUAUGAUGCAUCUGCAGCCAGAGUUGCACUAGGAAUCACCACCGUGCUGACAAUGACAACCAUCAGCACUCACCUCAGGGAGACCUUGCCAAAGAUCCCUUAUGUCAAAGCGAUUGAUAUUUACCUGAUGGGUUGCUUUGUGUUUGUGUUCCUGGCUCUGCUGGAAUAUGCCUUUGUAAAUUACAUCUUCUUUGGAAAAGGCCCUCAGAAAAAGGGAGCUAGCAAACAAGACCAGAGUGCCAAUGAGAAGAACAAACUGGAGAUGAAUAAAGUUCAGGUCGACGCCCACGGCAACAUUCUGCUCAGCACCCUGGAAAUCCGGAACGAGACGAGCGGCUCGGAAGUGCUGACGGGCGUCAGCGAGCCCAAGGCCACCAGCAUGUACUCGUACGACAGCGCCAGCAUCCAGUACCGCAAGCCGCUGAGCAGCCGCGAGGGCUACGGGCGCGCGCUGGACCGGCACGGCGCGCACAGCAAGGGGCGCAUCCGCCGGCGCGCCUCGCAGCUCAAAGUCAAAAUCCCCGAUUUGACUGAUGUGAAUUCCAUAGACAAGUGGUCCCGAAUGUUCUUCCCCAUCACCUUUUCUCUUUUUAACGUCGUUUAUUGGCUUUACUACGUACACUAA